Melanaphis sacchari is the source of this 2086-nucleotide messenger RNA. RefSeq names its product skin secretory protein xP2-like. The transcript is spliced from 2 exons. The record is from RefSeq and is a predicted model, not a curated record. NCBI's taxonomy places the organism in Eukaryota, Metazoa, Arthropoda, Insecta, Hemiptera, Aphididae. Bases 91 to 1896 code for a protein of 601 amino acids.
AGCGACGUACAGUUAAGUAUCCAGUCAAUCGGUAGCUGUUGAACUGAACAGUACCUACCAACAAGCAACAAGGCAGAAGCGACAAGCAUUAUGGCUUCCAGGGCUAUGAUCCAAAUAGCUUUUCUAGGACUCCUAGUUGUGUCCGCCGCAUUUGCAGACGACAAGCCCGCAAAUAAAAACGACAAGAAAAGGGAUAUUUUGUUCAACCCAUACUCAUUUGGAGCUAAAACUUUUGGUUCAUCAGCCCCAUUUGCGUUUGGUAACACUUUUUCAACAACUGCUGCACCAUUCAAAUCCGUUUCUUACAGCUCCACACCAGCUCCGUUCGUUUUCGGUAAUUCUUUCGCAUCGAAUGCCUACUCCAACGCUGCCGCCGUUCAAUCUUUCGAUGCAGCAUCAUUCGUUGGAUCUUCUACACCGGCUCCAUUAUACGAUGGAUCUUUCGGUUCUUCCACCCCAGCUGCUCUAAUUGGAUCAUCUACCCCAGCACCUUUCUUGUCUGGUUCCGCUGUCUCUAGUGCCGCACUAUCCGACGCGAGUUUUGCGUAUUCUUCCACCCCCGCUUCAGUCUUAUUGUCCGGAGCUUCACCAGUUGUGUCAUCUACCCCAGAACCCGUCGUUCUGAACAGAUCACCGGCUUUUGCUACAUCAUACGGUUCAUACUACUCAGGAGCUUACGCCCCGUCGUACUCUCAAGGAACAAUCGUCAAGUCUGACUCAAUUAGCCACGACGCAGUUGAAAUACCAGCCGUUGCUAACGCCCCUGCACCUCAUCACGAAGUUAGCAUCACUAAGGAAGUUCCAGUUCCUUACUACGUUCAAGUUGAAAAGCGAGUUCCAUACCCCGUGUUGGUCCGCGUGCCACAUCCAUACCCAGUUACAGUAGAAAAACAUGUACCAUACGCCGUUAAAGUCAACGUAGAUCGUCCAAUCCACGUUCCUCAACCAUACCCAGUAGAAAUUGAGAAGAGAGUGCCAUACCCAGUUGAAAAGCCAGUACCUUAUGAAGUGAAAGUCCCAGUCGACAGGCCGUACCCAGUUCAUGUUCCAGUUGAGAAACCUGUCCCAUACGCAGUUGAAAAACCCGUCCCAUACCCAGUACGAGUCAAUGUUGACAGACCAUACCCCGUGGAAAAACCAGUGCCAUACCCAUACCCCGUUGAAAAACCAGUGCCCUACCCAGUGGAAAAGGCUGUGCCAUACCCAGUAGAAAAAUUGGUUCCAUAUGCCGUUGAAAAGAAGGUUCCAUACCCAGUCAGGUACGAUGUCCCAGUCAAAGUACCAGUUCCAGUAGAAGUCAAAGUUCCAGUAUCUGUGGAUAGACCAGUGCCAUACCCAGUAGAAAAGAGAGUGCCAUACCCAGUCCAAGUCCCAGUUGAAGUCAAGGUUCCAGUCCCAGUUGCAGCCCCAGCUCAACGUUUCGCCACCGUCCACUAUUAUCAACAAUCCCCAAUCGCUUUAGGAUAUGAAUCCAGUCAAGCUCUUAUUGGCCAAUCUGGUUACAAAGCGUUCUCAUCUGGUUUAGCUCAAGGUACAGGUAGUGCAUUCUACAGCUCUACUCCAGCGACUGGUAGUGCAUUCUAUAGCUCUACUGCUAGCCCAAUAAGCACAUACAGUUCCACUGUCAGCCCGGUUGGAUUCGGCUCAAACCUGGCCCAAGAAGGUUUCAUUAGUUCAUCUGCAGCGCCUUUCAAUUUCGGCCAACAAUCUUUCUUCGGAUCUUCGACACCAGCACCAUUAAACACUUUCUCCGCUGACUCAACAUCAUCUGAUGUAUCAUCUCUUAUCAAGUCCGCUAGCAUUGGAUCUGCCAGUUUAGAUUCUGUUGCUAUUGGAGGUACAUCUUUGAAGUCACAGGAAUUGAAAGCUGACAACUUCGACAUUGUCAAAAAAUAAAUCUUUGAAAACUUCAAGUUUACUGAUAUAGAAUUUUCAUUAUUUUUAAUCUGAAAAAAUGUUCUACCUAUGUACUUUUUUUUAAUGCUAUCUUUUGUUUAGCACGUAAACAAUUUUUAAUUAAGUAUCAAUAAUAUAUUUUUAAUAAAAUAGAUAUUAUUGAUUAAUUCAUACAUACAUGUUUUAGUUA